This is a messenger RNA of Rotaria sordida, 501 nucleotides long. NCBI's taxonomy places the organism in Eukaryota, Metazoa, Rotifera, Eurotatoria, Philodinida, Philodinidae. The record is from the annotation of a GenBank genome assembly.
AUGUUCAAUUUUAUAAGAAAAUGUUCAAUUUUAUUUGUUCUUAUUGAUAUAUUUCAAUGUACAAUUCAAAUAUCUACAAAUAAUACAUUAAAUUUAUCAUUCGGUUUUUUUUGUAUUUAUUGUGGUCAAAUAGAUCAUAUAAAUUCUCAUAUAUCACUUAUUGAAUCAAAAAGAUUUAUUGAUUGCUCUCAACCUUAUCAUAUUUAUUGUUCAUAUAAAGAAGCUAUUGGUUGUGUUAAAUAUAUUAAAAUAAUUGAUUAUCAUAUUGAUAUUAUAAAAGAUUGUCUUCGUUUUACUGAACUUUCAUCAUUAUCAAUAUUCGAUAUUCAAUGUAAAUCUGAAUAUUCAACAACAAAUAUUAAUAUAAAAGAAAAAAUCUUUUGUUGUAAUAAUACGCAUUUUUGCAAUCAAACAUCAUCAUUAUAUUUAUUAACUAAAAAAUGGUUACGGGCAUUGUUUUAUUUCCUGAUAUUUCUAUUUUAUUAUUAUCAUUCGAUAUAA